Messenger RNA from Penicillium alfredii, 840 nucleotides. RefSeq lists its product as uncharacterized. Gene Ontology annotation, molecular function: nucleobase transmembrane transporter activity. NCBI's taxonomy places the organism in Eukaryota, Fungi, Ascomycota, Eurotiomycetes, Eurotiales, Aspergillaceae. Bases 1 to 840 code for a protein of 279 amino acids. Gene Ontology annotation, cellular component: plasma membrane. The transcript has a single exon. Gene Ontology annotation, biological process: transmembrane transport; nucleobase transport. The record is from RefSeq and is a predicted model, not a curated record.
AUGCUGCCCGUCGUGUUCACUUUUAUCUCCUUCAUCGGUAUCGCCGCCUCGUCCGCUGGCCAGGCGCACUACCGCCUCGCAUCGAUCCCAUGGGACCCCAUGGAGUUGAUCAGUCUCUGGCCCAACCGUGCCUGUCGCUUUUUUGGCGCGUUUUCUUUCGCACUGGCAUCCCUGGGCGUCAACAUCUCGGCCAAUUCCAUCUCCGCCGCCAACGACUUCACCGCGCUGGCACCCCAGUUCCUAAAUAUCCGCCGCGGCCAGCUCCUGUGCGCCGUGUUGUCGUGGUGCCUCGUCCCCUGGAAGAUUCUCGCCUCAGCCGGCAAUUUCCUUACCUUCAUGUCCGCCUACGCCGUGUUCCUGGGCCCCAUCGCUGCCAUUAUGUUGUUUGAUUUCUGGUUCGUCCACCGCCGUCGGUAUCACACACUUGCCCUGUAUCAGCCUGCCAACCCCACCUACCGCUAUGCAUUCAGCGUGUGUGGUUUUUCUGUGUCCGGUGUGAACUGGCGCGCGGCGCUGGCAUUUAUCGUCGGUGUGGCGUCGAAUCUCCCGGGCUUGAUAAACGCCGUCAACCCGAAUAUCUCGGUUGGGGCCGGUAUUCACCCGUACCAGUUCGGUUGGCUACUAGGCUUUGUGGCCACCGCUGGCGUGUACGUCGCGUUAUCGUGGUGGGCUCCGGCGCAUGAAGCGCGUGUCGACCGUGUAGUCCUGCCUGACGAAAUCUACGAGAGAGCGGCCGUGGUGGAGGGUGUGGAAGCAGAGGAUUCUGGUAAAUUGCCAGAACAGCCCGCCCAGACCAAGUCUGCAGAUGACAUGUCGCCAUCGGUAGAGAAAGCUGUAUAG